AUGGGUGCAGCUGGAAUGGUCGAUGCUGUUAGGGGAGUCGCACUGGCAAUGGCCAUUUUGUGCACCCUAGUCUGCUGUCUCAGGCUGUACAAGCGAUGGGUGGCCGUAAAGACGUUCGAAAUGGACGACUACCUAGUAAUUAUAGCACUGCUCCUGGUUGAUGGCUACUUGGCCCUCGCAUACACUUUUACAUACUACGGCCUGGGCCUCCACCACGAGGACGUCCCCAGUGAUGAUGCAGUAGUAUGGAUGAAGAUCUACUAUGCCUCCCUCUGCAGCACCCUCGUUGUCAGCGCCAUCGUCAAAGUCAGCCUGGCAGCCUCCGCAAUGCGCAUCUUCCCCCAGCAGCAUCACAUCAAACUCAUCAGCCGGUACCUCAUCUUACUCCUUACUAUUUUCGCUAUAUCUGGAGUUCUCGCCCUUGUCUUCCAGUGCAACCCCAUCCGCGCCUUCUGGGACAAGACGCGAACAAUCGAACCAGUCCCAGACUCCGGCGCCUGUUUCUCAGCGGAAAAGACAUUCGCCAUAAACAUGUACCAGGGCGUGCUGUUAUUUUUGUUUGACAUCAUCCUCCUAAUCCUUCCAAUACCGACUGUCUGGAAAUUGGAUAUGCCGACUAGACACCGCGUCCUCGUGCUCCUCCUGUUCGGUUUAGGCCUUGUUGCUUGUGCCGCUGCGCUCGUGCGCUUUGUGAUCGUGGUUUACGUCCAGAAUACUACUGAUAUGCCAUUUAUAACAGCCCCGUCGUUGAUAUGCACCAUCAUCGAAUCAGCGCUCGGCCUCCUAAUCGGCUCGCUCCCCAUCCUCCACAAAUCCUUCCCCGUAUCAAUCACCAGCAGGAGACUGAGUCGGAGUCAGAGUCGCGCUGGUGCCCGGUGGGCCGCAUCCCAUCCACACUCAGCAACGGUAUACGAACUUGGUAAUAGCUGGGGACGCAAGCGGGGAGACGGCAUUUUGAAGAUCUCCGAGGUGCAUACUAGUUUCCAUGAAUAUAGGGCUUCCAUGCUUGCGAGGCCAGAGAGUCAGGAGAGGAUUGUGCCUGGGAACCUAGGUGGUAGUGAUACUAGUGCGAUAUAUGGGCUGGGAGGUGGGAGGUGGGGAGGGGUUAAGGUUAAUGUUAGUUCGACGCCUAGGUAUUGA
Molecule: messenger RNA, 1140 nt
Organism: Aspergillus versicolor CBS 583.65
Lineage: Eukaryota; Fungi; Ascomycota; Eurotiomycetes; Eurotiales; Aspergillaceae
Exons: 5
Coding region: 1-1140 (379 amino acids)
Source: RefSeq, a predicted model, not a curated record